Molecule: messenger RNA, 4021 nt
Organism: Rhopilema esculentum
Lineage: Eukaryota; Metazoa; Cnidaria; Scyphozoa; Rhizostomeae; Rhizostomatidae
Product: blue-sensitive opsin
Biological process (GO): G protein-coupled receptor signaling pathway
Cellular component (GO): membrane
Molecular function (GO): G protein-coupled receptor activity
Source: RefSeq, a predicted model, not a curated record
CCAUAUCCAAAAAACAUCUGUCACACACUUUUAAAAGCAGACAUCAGCCCCAAAGAUAGCAUUCAGAAGAUCAGUCGACGAGCGCAAGAUGCAGAUUGCAACGCCAUUAUUCCUUGGCAUUUGCGUGGCUAGCUCCGCCGGUCUCAAUGGCAUUGUAAUAUACAUCUUCGCCAAAAUUGGCAUGAAGAAGUUGACAUUCAAAGAUUCCUUCAUGCUUAGUAUGAGCAUUGGGGACCUCAUACAAUCGAUGUUUGGCUAUUCCCUUGAGAUCUACUCUAUUGUGGCGAGAAAAGGUGGUGAAAUACAGACAAAGCAAGGGAUAGAAUUCUGCAAGGCAUCUGGAUUUAUUGUCACCUUCUUGGCCCUCUCCUCCACAGCCCACUUAACAGCCCUGGCAUACGACCGAUAUUUGACGAUAUGCAAACCAUUUAUGGCCACCCGUAUCCAUGGCUCUUACAUUUUAUGCACAGCCUUCAUAUCAUCAUGCUGGACAUACGGCUUCGUGUGGGCAGCGUUUCCACUCAUUGGCUGGUCGGGAUACGAGCUAGAAAGCGACGCCCUUAGGUGUUCUAUUGACUGGGCAUCGAAGAAAACAAAAGACCACCUCUACAUCAUAUUUUUGUUCAUCUUCUGCUUCAUCAUACCCGUUUCUGUCAUGUGCUAUUCCUUCUACAGAGUGAAACAAGAGCUACGCGAGAUGCAGUCACGUGCUUCCAAUCUUUUUGGCCGUGAGUCCAAGGCAGCAAAGGACAACGUUCGAGCAGAGAAGAGACACACAAGGCUUGCAAUCGUCAUGUGUAUGGUUUUCAUCAUAACAUGGAUGCCCUAUACCUUACUCUCUUUCUGGGCCAGCUUCUUUACACAUGUCGCUGAAUUACCAGUCACCUUGGCAACAGUCUCCGCCAUCAUUGCAAAGUCGUCAACAAUGUUCAACCCAGUCAUCUACACUAUUAUGCACAAACGAUUCAGGCAGAGUAUUUUGGCAACACCUUUUGGAAAGGUUCUUUGUCUAUCACCCAAGAUAUCUCCUGAAGACAGUUCUUUCCAAGUUACAGAAAAAGCUUGAAGCAAUUGGCGACAGAAAAAGACUACUCACUUUCGCAAUAAUUUAUGGCGCAAGUUUGCAAGAACCUUUAGCUAUGAAUAUUAAAAACAAAAUAAGUACAGCUUAUAAUCUUCAUGUAAAAACUAAUUGGCUUGAUUCAUGUUGCCUUUUGUCGAUUUUAAAGUGUUGUGUUGUAAUUUUGCUUUCCCAACAAAACUGUUUUAAAGUUUAACUCUGAUAUUCAAGACUGAUAAGACGUCUUUGAGAUGUUGUUAUAAUUAAUAAACAGCCAAGCUGUAAAUGUGUCUGCCUUAUAAAAUGUUUUGGACGUGAGCGUUUAAAACAGCUGAUUAACUUUUUAAGAAAAUAGAUAUCUCAUCAUCUCUAAACCUGAUUGAUGUUGUGAAAGAUUUGCUCGCCAUCCAGAUCGUAUUCAUUAGACUUGUUUUAGUGCGGGUGAAACAAGCUAUUUGAAGGCAAAUCCUGAUAAAGAAAAGCAAAAUAUAUUGACGAAAGAGCUCGAAAAACAUAAGAGCUUUUUCUAGAUUUUGGGUGGAAGGCUUAUUGUCAGUUUUAUAUCAAGUUCCCAGUAGAAUGCUAGAGUUUAGUAGCAGCAGAAUAAAGACAUUUGUUUACUUGGGAGCUAAUUUUGGAGUCUAUGUUUUGACUUUUUCUGGUUAAGGCUGAUGAUAAUUCGCUAAAAAUUCCACUUCCAAAACUUGUAUUUCAACUCAUCUUUUAUUCGAAUUUUUUUAAUUUUGUAUCCGUGAGUACACACAUAUUCUUUGCAAUCUUGAUAAGCAUAAUGAUAAUUAUUUUCUUUCUCACUCGGAACCUUUCGUUAUUUUUUAAGAGACUUGGAAAAUGAUGUAGUGGUGUUGUUUCGAAGCGUGUCUUAUGUCCAAUUUAGGUUUGAAAAUUUUGCAUUCAUUUAGUGGUUUCAGAAUUUAUUGUCUGCAAUAGUAUAAUGCAUGGUUAAAUUUUUUUGCUCAUUAUUUUAUCUCAUAAAAGCCUCGCUCGUUUUCUUUUGACUGCUAUUUUCAAUGAAGAAAGAAGAGGCGAGUCAGUGUUACACGACAAAAAGGAUUUAUUCCAUGAGGUUAUGAGGCUGAGCUUCUGUGAAAUGCAAUCUUGAACAACGUUUUGUCUUAAAAAACGAGGAUUUUUCGGCCAUGUGCUUUUAGCCGGGUGCUUUUUCGUUGAAUAUUCAAACCUGUCGGCAAAUGAAAGUUUUCUCGCUCACUUUGUAGGCAAAAGGGGCCUGAAUACCUCGCUGGGGUGAAAAAGCUAGCAAUCGCACUGCUUGUACCCUAUCAAUUCAAGAACAAAUUAAAAACAAUCCAGCCUCAGAUUUUCGAAAAAAUUAAGAACAGUCGGCCUCAACUUAAAUUUAUUGGUUCUUCUUCAAAAAGGGUGUGCCAAGCACUUUGGUCAAAUUAAGAUACACACUUUUUAUAAGGAGCAACUUCAUAAGGAACCUACACGUAGAAGACCGAAAUAUUUAAAGAACUUAUACUACUAAAAACGAAAUCCCUAAGAAACUUUUCGAUUUGAAAAUUUUUUAUAACUGCCAGCAUCAAGAACUAAAAAACCGGUUCCAUUCAUUUGCAGCCAAUACUCGCAUAGAUUGUUUGCUACUCGUGUGUCAAGUGCUUCAUUGGUUAGUUUCCGCAUAUGCUGUCUUGCCCCUCUUUCUAUUAAGCUUCUGAGUUCUAGCCACAAGUAAAGGCAAAAUUCAAAAUUUCAUGUGUUUCCUGUUUCUGUACUAUUUUUAUGGCACUUGAUGUGCAGUGAAAAUUAAGGAACUAUUAAGGAACUUUUGGUACUACAAUUUGAUGAUUUGAGGUCUACGAAUAAGGAACUUUUGGAACUAGGCCUUGAGGUAGGUUCCCUAAAAAAGCGUGUAUCUGCUGAAAAAGUUGAAAUGCAUUUAUUAGCUGUUUGCUACUUUGGUCUUGCUUUUUGCGCCACGGUCAGUUGAGUCCUUGAAAGUUUUUCUGUAGCGUGCAUAUUCACGAACUUCGUAGACACGAAGGGUUUUCGUCCUUUAAUUCUACGUGUAAGAUACGCCCACAAGGGCUCAAGGAAAAUACGAGAGAUGUAUUUGUCUAAUAAUUAAAGAGGACUGUAUAUAUAUUCAAAAACAACGAUAAUCUUAUAAUCUAACAAAUCUAACAAACGAAAUAGGCAACGAAUAAUUAGAAUGUAAUAGUGUAAGAGUCUAAGAAUGUAAGAGUUCUUUUCUUCAGAAUUUCUUCGACUUCACCUGGUUAUGUUCUUGUUCGGAAAACCUUUAUCUUGCGAGUUCUUCGAGUUCUUUGAGUUUCAAGAGCGAUUUCGUAGAGUUUAAAAGCGAUACACUCAUUUAUUUUAUAAGAAACUGGCUAUAAGAAACGAGUACUGGACAGUCAGAAAAAAUAAAGAAACUUUAGUACUCGAAGAAAAAAAAAUUAAGAAACUAUUAAAUCGUAAUAAAACUGAGAACAACGAAAUUUUGUAAAAUCCAAGAACAAGAUUGCCCUGUUGGCCUAGAAAUUAAGACACAAGGGGUAAAAAUAUACUUCCCACAUCUAAAUACAGCAUCGGAAUGGAAACGAAUCUCUUGACGUGAUAGAAAAGGUCGCGAACAUUUCAUGACAUCAUUCAUGACAUCAUAAUUAAGAAACUCUUAAGAAACAAUGAGUAUUGAAAUUUCCAGAAUAUUAAGAAACUGGAGUACUCAACAUCGACCUUUGUUUCUUAUAAAAAAAAUGAGUGUAGUUCUUCGAGAAUCGAGUUCGAGCGUGAGAGUUCUUUCCUUUUUUCUUAGGUGUUGACACCAACAACAAAACAAAAACCCAGCAGAAAACAUAAUAAACGUCAAAAAUAAACAAAGAAAACAAAACGAGGUUAGGGGACAUUUCCGCACAGCAUAUCCCACCAAAAAACAGAUUCUCAAAAGUUUAACACAAUAUCUAAGUACUGUCUUGUCCACAA